Molecule: messenger RNA, 339 nt
Organism: Suillus fuscotomentosus
Lineage: Eukaryota; Fungi; Basidiomycota; Agaricomycetes; Boletales; Suillaceae
Exons: 2
Coding region: 1-339 (112 amino acids)
Source: RefSeq, a predicted model, not a curated record
AUGUUGCUGCCCUGCUUGAUGCUUGGCGCAAAGGGUUGGCUUGCUGUUGAGGAAGAGUUUGCUGCAUGGGCAGAUAGCCAUGACCAUCCCACUCAUCCUGCAAAAUCUCUUGAACUUAAGUUUACGCAGUUGGUUUGCACUAUGAAGCCAACUGGUGAUGCUGAGUGCCCUCCUUACAUUGAACGCACUCACGAAAUCGAUGACUGCAUGAACGAGAAGGCUGGCACCCAGGAUCUCGAUGACAAUAAAUUUGCCGAUGAAGUUAUCAAUAUCGGGUGUAAUGAAGAUGAGCCUCAGCGAGCCAGGACACCAAAGGUCACCAUCAAGACUGAGACAUGA